UCAUAUAAUAAUCUGGAUUGUUGAGUUCAUUUCAUUCCUCACUUUUUUGGCGGGAUUGAGAUUGAAGUUUUGUGGAGGAAGUUUCAAGUUAAAAGACGUUAACAUGUGUGUUCCAACGUUUAUAUCAAUAUAAAUAUUCAACAUGUGAAAGGUGGAAGAAGCUUAGGCUGUGUGGAUUGGUUUGGUCUGUUAAAUGCUUUAUUAAUUUAUUCACAAUUUGCAGGUGAUUGGAUGCUUCAAAAUUCGUUCUUGGUUGAGAUGAAUUUCUUUUGGGUUCUUUGUUGGGUGGUAUCAGUCUCUCUGUUUGUGGCUGCUGCAAACGUGUCAUCUUCAAGACCCGCUGUUGUGAACAUUGGAGCAAUCUUCAACAUCGAUUCCGUUGUUGGGAAAGUGGCAAAAAUUGCAUUGGUGGAAGCGGUCAAGGAUGUGAACGCCAACAGCAACAUUCUUAAUGGAACUAAACUCGUUCUCACUAUGCAAAGUUCCAAUUCCAGUGGUUUCAUAGGCAUGGUUCAAGCUUUGCGGUUCAUGGAGACUGAUGUGGUUGCUAUAAUAGGCCCACAAUCUUCUGUGGUUGCCCACAUAAUAUCCCAUGUUGCAAAUGAGCUAAGGGUUCCUUUAUUGUCAUUUGCUGCAACAGACCCUACUCUUUCAUCGCUGCAGUUUCCUUUCUUUGUGAGGACAACACAGAGUGAUUUGUACCAAAUGAAGGCGGUUGCUGAAAUCAUUGAUUAUUAUGGUUGGAAAGAGGUGAUUGCCAUAUAUGUGGAUGAUGAUUAUGGGCGAAAUGGUGUGGCUGCAUUGGAUGAUGAACUCGCUGCAAGGCGCUGUAAAAUCUCCUUCAAGGAAGGGAUUCAAUCAGGAACUGAAGUUGACCGUGGUCAGAUUACAAGUUUGCUUGUGAAAGUGGCACUAAUGCAAUCUAGGGUCAUUGUUCUCCAUGCACAAACUGAUUCUGGAUUUAUGCUUUUCAAUGUGGCGCGUUAUCUUGGGAUGACAGACAAUGGCUAUGUGUGGAUAGUCACAGAUUGGCUCUCUUCUCUUUUGGAUUCUUUUUCUCUCCCUUCGGAGACAAUGGAUGUUCUCCAGGGAGUACUUGUUUUGCGCCAGCAUACACCUGAUUCAGAUAGAAAAAGGGUGUUUCUCUCCAGGUGGAAUAAUUUAACUGGUGGCUCUUUGGGGUUACAUUCUUAUGGUCUCUAUGCUUAUGAUUCUGUUUGGCUGGUUGCUCGUGCUAUUGAUGCCUUUUUCAGUCAGGGUGGGAUUGUUUCGUGUACCAAUUACACAACUGGUGAUAAGGGAGGUGAGCUUAACCUUAAUGCAAUGAGCAUUUUUGACAAUGGAACGCUUCUGUUGAAGAACAUAUUGCAGAGUGAUUUUGUUGGAUUAUCGGGUCGAAUGAAAUUCCAACCAGAUCGGUCUCUUGUUCAACCUGCCUAUGAUAUCCUAAAUGUGGUUGGAACUGGCCUUAGGAGGGUUGGUUACUGGUCCAACUAUUCUGGUUUGUCAAUUGUAUCUCCUGAGAUAUUGUAUGCAAAGCCACCUAAUAGGUCAAGUGCAAACCAGAAGCUACACAGUGUGAUAUGGCCUGGAGAUACAUUAUCUAAACCCCGUGGAUGGGUUUUCCCAAAUAAUGGUAGACAAUUGAGAAUUGGUGUGCCUAUAAGAGUCAGUUACCGUGAAUUUGUGUCACCAGUGAAGGGAACCGAGAUGUUUAAAGGUUUCUGUGUUGAUGUGUUCACAGCAGCUGUGAACUUGUUGCCUUAUGCUGUUCCAUACCGUUUUGUCCCAUUUGGAGACGGCCACCAAAAUCCAAGUUACACAGAACUUGUCAACUUAAUCACAACUGGUUUCUUUGAUGGUGCCAUUGGUGACAUUGCUAUUGUCACAAACCGGACAAGGAUUGUAGAUUUUACACAACCAUAUGCUGCAUCUGGACUUGUUGUAGUGGCCCCUUUCAAGAAAAUCAAUUCUGGCGGUUGGUCUUUCCUGCGGCCUUUUACUCCUCUUAUGUGGAUUGUGACUGUUUGUUUCUUCUUUUUCAUUGGGCUAGUUGUAUGGAUUCUUGAGCACAGGAUAAAUGAUGAGUUCAGGGGUCCACCUAGACAGCAAAUUAUAACCAUGUUAUGGUUUAGCCUGUCAACUCUGUUUUUUUCCCACAGAGAGAAUACCAUGAGUACUCUAGGUCGGUUGGUGAUGCUCAUAUGGUUAUUUGUGGUUUUGAUCCUCACUUCCAGCUACACUGCAAGUUUAACAUCCAUACUCACAGUGCAACAGUUAUCUUCUUCUAUCAAUGGAAUAGAUAGCUUAAAAGCUAGUGAUGAACCUAUAGGGUUCCAAGUGGGUUCAUUUGCAGAACAUUACUUGGUUCAAGAUAUUGGAAUAUCCAAGUCUAGGCUUGUUCCCCUUGGAUCUCCAGAAGAAUAUGCUAAUGCCCUCCAGCUUGGUCCCAAAAAAGGAGGUGUUGCUGCUAUUGUUGAUGAACGACCCUAUGUUGAAAUCUUCUUAUCAACCCAGUGCACAUUCAGGAUUGUAGGUCAGGAGUUCACUAGAAGUGGCUGGGGUUUUGCAUUCCCUCGGGACUCCCCUCUGGCUGUGGAUAUGUCAACUGCCAUUCUACAACUCUCUGAAACCGGUGAUCUACAGAGGAUUCAUGAUAAGUGGAUGACACGAAGCUCUUGUAGUUUAGACAAUGCUGAAAUUGAUUCAGAUCGUCUUAAGCUUAAAAGCUUCUGGGGUCUCUUUCUCAUUUGCGGGAUAGCUUGCUUUGUUGCUCUUCUCUUGCAUUUUUUGCAGCUUAUGUUCCAGUUAUGGCAAUUUCCUCCUUCAGAACCUGCUUCUAGUGCUAACACAAUUUCUGGUCGUUUUCAAAGAUUUCUUGCACUCAUUGACGAGAAGAAAGAUCCAUCAAGGAGUAAAGGAAGAAAGAGGAACGGAGACGAAAGUUCGCUUGAUGAUCAACCGGGAAGGCAGCCAAAGAGGGUGCAAAUAAUGGCCUAAUCAACACUUUGAUGUCAUUCAUUAUUUAUUGAUCUUUAGCAAUGCUAUCACUGUAAAAAUCCCAAAAUUCAGAGCAUUGCUAAUGUUUGUAGUGAUUAUAAAUUUUUCUUCUCAUAGGAUAUAUCUUGGAACAUAUUUACAAAGAAUAUGUUAUGAACACAGAGAACAAUUUGACACAACACUUAUGUUACAUUUUAUACA
This is a messenger RNA of Cajanus cajan (pigeon pea), 3201 nucleotides long. RefSeq names its product glutamate receptor 3.3 (gene GLR3.3). Gene Ontology annotation, biological process: G protein-coupled receptor signaling pathway. The record is from RefSeq and is a predicted model, not a curated record. Gene Ontology annotation, cellular component: membrane. Lineage: Eukaryota; Viridiplantae; Streptophyta; Magnoliopsida; Fabales; Fabaceae. Gene Ontology annotation, molecular function: ligand-gated monoatomic ion channel activity; G protein-coupled receptor activity.